Messenger RNA from Symsagittifera roscoffensis, 794 nucleotides. RefSeq lists its product as uncharacterized. The transcript has 3 exons. The record is from RefSeq and is a predicted model, not a curated record. Lineage: Eukaryota; Metazoa; Xenacoelomorpha; Acoela; Convolutidae. The coding region runs from base 6 to 794 and encodes 262 amino acids.
CUGAAAUGGACUCUCCUCCUUCAAGUCCUUCUAUGUUGGCAGAGGCUGGGGUAUGCGGAACACAGAUGAUUACACCAAAAGCAAAAAGGAGCGAGUUACACACCGAAGGUUCUCAAAGUACUCAAGAAGGCGAAUUAAUUCCCGAAAUAUUUCCAGAAGAAACAUUUCCAGAUUCACAAGAGAAUAGACCCGGAACCAAAAAGCAGGUUAAUGAAUUCAGUUGUGAUGCAAGCGUUCGUCGGGCAGCCCAGGAUUCAGAAGGCACAAGUCCUGACGAUAUUUUACCGAAGAUGAAAUCGCUGUAUAAAGUAUGUCUGGAUAUGAAGACCACCGUUUGUUCCAAGGAAAGCUUGCACGCGGUAUUGUCAGCGAAAGAGUUCCUUCGAAAAGCACAGCAGAUAGUGUCAUCAGCCGUGGCAAGUAGUAGUCAAACUGGUAAAUAUACCUCUGAAAGGGAUAAUCGAAUGGACGACAUGGACGCUAUCUGCAGCAUAUCUCAGAACAUUAACUCACUCGCUGCAGAAUUGCAGGAAGACUUGGAGACUAAAGAAGAACAUUUUUCUAGAACCGCAAACGGCUCUCAACAGGAUGGCCGAAGAGUCACUCAAGUGCGUGGAAUUAGGGAGCCACUCUGUGAUGCGAAUUUGGACGCAAUGCUUUCAACCUGGACUGGGAGUGUGCAUGUUAGAGACACUCAUUCGGACUGUUGUAAAGUGACCCAGAUUCAAUUAUCACAAUUGACUGCCAAAACUGACGUUAUGGUAGCCUUGGCAAAAAGUGCGCUAGACUUAUAG